AUGCCGGCCUACGUACCUCCGUAUCUUUUGGGACCUUUACCUAACACCUAUGCUUUCACCAAACAAAUUGCUGAGCACGUAGUCGGAGAAGAGGCUUUAGGCAUACCUGCCUGUGUAUAUCGGCCAUCUAUAGUGAUUGCUUCAGUCAAGGAACCUAUAAGAUCGUGGAUAGAUAAUAUAUAUGGCCCAGUAGGUCUGAUCCAAGGUGCUGUAAUCGGAUUACUACAUAUAAUGAUCGGUAAUCCAGAAGGCAGGGCAGAUUUAGUCCCAGUAGAUUACGUUAUCAACAGUUGUAUAGCUUCAUCAUAUAAAACAGCCCAGGACAGGUCCUUGUCUGACAUACCAGUGUUCAAUUAUACUACAUCCGACACAAAUGCUCUAUUAUGGAAACAUCUGGUACUGUGUACUUACCAAGGAUGGAAAGUAGGCUCGGAAAAACUCUUGUGGAAAUACUUUUUCAGGUUUACCAAUAACAAGUACAUAUUUCGGACACUGCAUUUCCUGUUAGAGAUCAUACCAGCACAUAUAAUUGAUUUCACGGCUGUCAGGGCGGGCAAAAAAGCAAU
Messenger RNA from Sitophilus oryzae (rice weevil), 566 nucleotides. RefSeq names its product fatty acyl-CoA reductase wat-like. The transcript is spliced from 4 exons. The annotation marks the transcript as partial. Lineage: Eukaryota; Metazoa; Arthropoda; Insecta; Coleoptera; Curculionidae. The record is from RefSeq and is a predicted model, not a curated record. Gene Ontology annotation, biological process: long-chain fatty-acyl-CoA metabolic process. Gene Ontology annotation, molecular function: alcohol-forming very long-chain fatty acyl-CoA reductase (NADP+) activity. Gene Ontology annotation, cellular component: peroxisome.